CUUCUGCACAGCGACUCAUUCAUCAGCUUUCUCACAUCCAGAAGCUUGGGACAAUGGCACCCUCGCGAGCAGAUCGCCUGGCGCAGCUGCGCGCUCUUCGAAAGGCUGGCAGGACCGCGUUUGACGACUACGAAGUGGAGGAAGCCGAGUCCAUAUACGAGACCGUCGACGACGAAGGAUACAAAAAGGUCGUGAGAGAUCGACUGGAUCGAGACGAUUUCGUCGUGGACGACAAUGGCGAAGGAUAUGCCGACGACGGACGCGAAGACUGGCAGAAUGAACGACAGCCCAUGUACGACAGCGAGAGCGAGGAAGACUUGCCUAAAAACAGCAAAGCUGCCAAGAGGAAGCGAGAAGCAGAUGCAGACAGACAGGACAAGCUCACAAAGGGUAUCAGCAAAUACUUCAACCAGAAACCGACAGCAGCUGCACCGAAACCCAAGCCCGUAAGAACGGCAGAAGAUGACGACUUUAUGGCUGGUCUGCUCGGUGAAGUCGACACAAACAUUCAGAGACCUGCUGCUUCAUAUGGGAAAGCCAUCAAAAGCAACGAUCGCCGAAAGACGAGAGUCUUGUCGCCUCCAUUGGAGGACAGAGGGCCUUCGCGGUCAAGUCGACAGGCCGCCGAUGAGCCUAUACAUUCGUCACCUCCUGCAGUCACAGGCGGAGAUGAUGACUAUACCACCAUACAGGACGACGACAUGCCAAUGAUGAGCGAUCCGCUCCCUUCAUCUCCAGUUGCCAAGAUAGCAGAGCGUAAAGCUGCGAUCAAAACCGAAGAGGCCGAGGAAGACGAUUUGAUGGAGGUCGCAGAAGUCAAAGGAGGGUCAAACUUGAAGAGCGCUAACGUCAACAUUCGUGGCAGCCGCCCAGCCCCCAAGCUCGCAAAGCCUUCAUAUCCCACGCCGGAUAGUUCUUCGCCCACCAGGGGCCCUGCGGAAGAUGUGGACAUGACUGCAAUCAACAAUGUAGCAGCCAAGCUGAACAUUAUGAGCAGUCCAGCGUCUGAACCCGUCAUGGCCGGCAAGCUUGACCCAAAGGACGCGCUUGAAGACGAUGGCUCCCUGAACUUCUUCUGGUUCGACUACACCGAAGUCAAUGGCAGCCUAUGCCUGUUUGGAAAAGUGAAGAAUCGCCAGACGGGAAGCUAUGUCUCCUGCUUCGUCAAGGUCGACAACAUCCUGCGAAAGCUAUACUUCCUCCCUCGUGAGCACCGUCACAAGCAUGGCAGGGAUACAGGCGAUGAGGUCGGCUUCGCAGACGUGUACGAGGAGGUUGAUCAAAUCAUGUCGAAACAUAAGGUCACCAUGCACAAGAUCAAGCAAUGUACGCGAAAGUACGCAUUUGAGCUGCCAGGAAUCCCCAAAGAAGCGGACUAUCUCAAGCUGCUCUACCCAUACGACAAGUCGCCGCUUCCCAUGGACUACCAAGGCGAGACAUUUUCGCACAUCUUCGGCACAAACACCGCGCUCUUUGAGCAGUUUGUAAUGUGGAAAAACAUCAUGGGACCAUGCUGGCUCAAGAUCGAGGGUGCAGACUUCAACGCCGUCAGCAAUGCCUCGUGGUGUAAGCUCGAGCUGCAAGUUACGAAACCCAACGGCAUCACCACUCUCGGCGAGGCAGACAAUCUCGAAGCGCCGCCGUUGACCAUGAUGUCCAUGGCGCUGAGGACUGUUUUCAAUCCCAAGGAUAACAAGAACGAAAUCCUGGUCGCCAGUGUACGCUUCUUUGAAAACAUGUCGCUUACAGACACCAAACCAGCAGAGCAAAUGCCGCAACGUAUGAUCACCAUCAUGCGCCCCAAUGGAGAUGCCUACCCUAUGGGAUUCAAGCCUCUUGUCGAAAAGGAGAAGCACAGAAUUCACAUGGAGAGAAACGAGAUUGGUCUCCUGAGCAAACUACUCGCCAUCAUCCAGAUGCAUGACCCAGACUGCAUCGUUGGUCAUAAGCUAGACGAUGUUGACUUCAACGUGCUGCUGACACGUAUGCGGGAGCGCAAGACACCCGGCUGGCAUCGGAUCGGCAGGCUGAAGCGUGGCGACUGGCCCAAGAAUGUAGGCAGAGGCGCUGGCAGCUAUUUCGCAGAACGUCAUCUGGCUGCAGGACGGUUACUCGGUGACCUGGCCAAUGAUAUGGGUAAGAGUAUAAUGCAAGGCUGUCAGUCAUGGAGUCUCGAUGAGAUGGUCUCGUUGCACCUGCCUGGUCACUCGCGAAAAGAGAUGGACAGCGAAAAGGCUCUUUCAAUGGCUCAAUCUGGUGUUGGCCUGAUGAACUACGUCAAGAUGUGCGAGAUCGAUACAUUCUACACCGCUGCUCUGGCCAUCAAACAGCAACUCCUGCCACUGACGAAGGUUCUCACAAACUUGGCUGGCAAUUCUUGGGCGCGAACGCUGAGCGGAACCCGCUCAGAAAGGAACGAGUACAUUCUGCUUCACGAAUUUUAUCGAAACAAGUACAUCUGUCCUGACAAGAUCUACGGCAAGGGCCCUUCGAACAAGAGGAUCGAAGAAGCGGAAGAGGGCGAAGAGGGCGCCGACAGCAAGAAGAAAGACAAGUACAAGGGCGGUCUUGUCUUUGAGCCCGAGAAGGGCCUCUACGACAAAUUCAUCCUGGUCAUGGACUUCAACUCGCUCUAUCCUAGCAUCAUUCAGGAGUACAACAUCUGCUUCACCACCGUCGACCGCAGCGAUAUCUCCGAACAGGACGAGCGAGUUCCUGACGUUCCAGAAGACACCUCUAACAAAGGUAUCUUGCCGAGACUGAUUCGAACGCUCGUCAGUAGAAGACGUGAGGUGAAGAAGCUCAUGAAGGACAAGUCUGCUACUGAAGACAUGCUCAAGACCUGGGAUGUGAAGCAGAUGGCCCUGAAACUGACCGCCAAUUCUAUGUACGGGUGCUUGGGAUAUACCAAGUCUCGAUUUUACGCCAGGCCGCUUGCUGCACUAACGACGUCCAAGGGCCGUGAGAUUCUGCAGUCUACCAAGAAUCUGGCGGAAUCUCAGCAUGCUCUCCGUGUCAUCUACGGUGAUACCGACUCAGUCAUGAUCAAUACCAAUGUGGACAACAUCCUGGACGCGCUGAAAAUGGGCAAGGAUUUCCAGCGGAGUGUCAACGAACAGUAUGAGCUGCUUGAGAUCGAAAUUGAUCACAUCUUCCGACGUCUGCUCUUGCACGCGAAGAAAAAGUAUGCUGCUAUCCAAAUGAUCGAUGCUGGUGACAACACCUGGAAGGAGAAGCUUGACGUCAAAGGUCUUGACAUGAGGCGAAGAGAGUACUGUCAAUUGUCCAAGGACACAUCAACGCAACUUCUCAACUACCUGCUGUCGGGCGAGGAACCUGAAAAGGUUGUGUCCCAAAUCCAUGACCACCUCCGGUCACUCAGCGAAAAGAUGCGAAACAACGAGAUUCCAGCGCACAAGUACACCAUUUACACUCAACUCGGCAAAGAUCCAAAGGACUAUCCUAAUGGAAGAUCCAUGCCAUCCGUGCAAGUCGCGCUGAAGCGUUUGGCAAAGGGCAAGCAGGUCAAAGCCAAAGAUGUCAUGGCAUUUGUGAUUUGCGGCGAUAGCGAAGGCAACCAGGAGAAAGCUGCACAAAACGCGUACGAACUGGACGCCGUUCUCGCCAAAAACAGCGAGCUCACUCCGGAUGUGCAGUACUACUUGCACAAGCAAAUCCUUCCUCCAGUCGAACGUCUCUGUGCUCCUAUUAGCGGCACAGACAUAUCACGACUGGCCGAGUGUCUCGGUCUAGACACCACCAAAUACCGCAUCAGUGGUGCCAGCAAGUCUACUGAGCAAAGCAACGAGAUCACUACGUUGGAAAGCCAAAUUCCCGACCAUCUUCGUUUCAAGGACUGCGAACCUCUUGGUCUGCUAUGCCUCGGCUGCAAGAACCAUUUCGAAUAUCGUGGACUGAACUACAUGCCCCCAGAUGGCGAAGCGCCCCUCGUCCCAUUGGGAGUCCUCACGAACGACGGCCUCGCAUGUCCUCGUGCCGAAUGCAAGAAACGCAUCUCCACAUUGACGAUGACUACACAGUUGGAAACGCAGAUCCGCAGACAUACUUCACGGUACUACUCGGCUUGGUUGAAAUGUGACGAUCAAGCUUGUGGGCUGCGCACUCGUCAGAUCUCCGUCUAUGGACAUCGAUGUUUGGGCCCGCAGGGGCUUGCUUAUGGUUGUGCGGGUCGAAUGUCGUUUGAGUAUAGCGAGAAGGCCCUAUACAACCAGUUGUUGUAUUUACAGGGCUUGUUUGACGUGGAUAAGAGUUUGGAGAAGAUGAGUGCUGCCAGUGGUUUGGUGAAGCUUGAUGGCGAGUCGAAAGAGAAGGCCAAGAUCCUAGCGGGUAUGAACCGAGAUCGGUUUGCCGUAUGCUGGGAUGUGGUCAAGGCGUAUUUGGAUAAGAGUGGAUGGGGUUGGGUUAGUAUGGAUUCGUUGUUUGGGUUUGCUUUGCGAUGAACGAGUCUGUGCCUCGUCACAUGAGAGCACUUUGGUUGCAGUAAUGACUGGGCUACGGCAUGCUUUACAUGUUCACG
Messenger RNA from Sphaerulina musiva SO2202, 4537 nucleotides. RefSeq names its product DNA polymerase alpha catalytic subunit. The record is from RefSeq and is a predicted model, not a curated record. NCBI's taxonomy places the organism in Eukaryota, Fungi, Ascomycota, Dothideomycetes, Mycosphaerellales, Mycosphaerellaceae. Gene Ontology annotation, biological process: leading strand elongation; lagging strand elongation; mitotic DNA replication initiation. Gene Ontology annotation, molecular function: DNA replication origin binding; pyrimidine nucleotide binding; purine nucleotide binding. Bases 54 to 4460 code for a protein of 1468 amino acids. The transcript has 3 exons. Gene Ontology annotation, cellular component: alpha DNA polymerase:primase complex.